This is a messenger RNA of Helianthus annuus (common sunflower), 2648 nucleotides long. RefSeq lists its product as uncharacterized. The record is from RefSeq and is a predicted model, not a curated record. Gene Ontology annotation, molecular function: protein dimerization activity. NCBI's taxonomy places the organism in Eukaryota, Viridiplantae, Streptophyta, Magnoliopsida, Asterales, Asteraceae. The coding region runs from base 367 to 2490 and encodes 707 amino acids. The transcript has 5 exons.
UUCGGUGCCCAACACAAUUUCAUCUUAAACUACGAGGUUUUAUUCUUCGAUGUUUGUUUUGUUACCGGAGAAGGAGCAGCCGUCCAGUUCUGAUUUUUUUUUUCCUCUAUUUCGAAUGCGCUUAAAGCGCGCCUCGUCAGGCGAAUCAAGGCGUUCGCUUCGCUCUUACGAAGCGACGAUUUAGGGUUUUUAACCGUUGGACAAUGUUUCACAUUUUUCUAUAUAUUUUAACCUAAACCGCCGUCACUACCAUAUGCGAGAUUCAUCUUCUUCUUCUUCCCCCCUGUUUCAGAUUGGUAGCAACUAGCAACAGAUUCUAGAUCAGUUCUUGCUCCCCCCCCCCCCCCCCCCAACAAAUAUUUAUAAAUGGCUUCCGAAGGUGAUUCGUCAUCCACGACAUCAAUAGAAAGUGAUGAUCCCGGAUGGUUGUAUAAUAAUUUGGAGGAAGAUGAUGGUAUCACUUGCUUAUUCUGCUACAAAGUGACCAGAAAAGGGAUCCAUGGAGCAAAACUGCAUCAAAUUAAAGCAUGUUCUUUCUGUCCCGAAGACGUUAAAGACAAGCUCAACGUGUUAGUAAAAAAACACAAGUCAAAGAAGAUUGUUGUUGCUGAAGAUGGUGUAGCGAAGAUACCGAAGAUUGAAAAGAAGAGGAGUGGGGUGUAUAUUGGGGGACAAGAGAAAAGGUUAAAGUCGAAUGCCAACGGUCCGCAUAGUAACCUAGAAGCAACAAGUUUGAAACAAACAAACAUGAACGAUGCUUGUGAAAACGAGCUUCGAGCAAGAACCGUUCAAGCAAUUGCUCGGUUUUUUUGCGAAGCAGGCGUUGCGUUCAAUGUUGCUCGGUUAGAUUGUUUUAACGAGAUGAUUGAGCUUAUUGGAAACUACGGGCCAAAUCUCAAGCCUCCGAGUUAUCAUGAAUUAAGAGGUCCGCUUCUUAAGAACGAGGUAGACAACGUAAAGAAGUGGAUUAAAGUGCAUGAAGACGAGUGGUCAAAAUACGGGUGUUCAAUAAUGUUGGAUGGUUGGGCGGAUAGAGAGCAAAGAACAUCGAUCAACAUCUUGGUCAAUAGUUUCAUGGGGACUGUGUUUAUGGAGUCGGUUGAUGCGUCGUCUUAUACCGAGUCCGUGUCGGAGAUGUGUCGUUUACUUGAUCGCUUUGUGGAGCGAAUUGGGGAAGCUAAUGUUGUUCAAGUUAUCACAGAUAGUGGAAGCAAUUCUGUACUAGCGGGCAAAAUGUUGAUGGAAACUAGGCCAAACUUGUUUUGGACUCCAUGUGCCACUCAUUGCAUAGAUCUAAUGCUUGAGGAUAUCGGGAACCUUGCUAAAGUCAAAAAAACCAUUAAAAGAGGAAUAUUUCUUGUUGGUUAUAUCUACAACCGUUGUGGCGUUUUGAAUAUGAUGAGAGAGUUCACGAAUAACAAAGAGUUGACAAGAAACGGGAUUACACGCUUUGUAACGACCUAUCUUUCUUUACAAAGCUUGUACAAGCAAAAGGGGAGUUUGGAGAGGAUGUUCAUAAGUGAAAAAUGGAGAUUAAGCGUAUGGGCCAAAGAAGCCAAAGGAAAAACCGCUAAGAAACUUGUUUACACACUUCCGUUUUGGAACAAUGUGGUUUGGACUCUUAAAGUUACGGGUCCUUUAGUUCGAGCAUUACGACUUGUUAAAAACGAGAAAAAACCCGCAAUGGGUUAUAUUUAUAAAGCUAUGGAUACCGCAAAAGAAGCAAUUCGAUCCGCUUUCGAUAAGGAAAAUGAUUGUAAGGUGGUGUAUGAUAUAAUCGACAAAAGAUGGGAUUGUCAACGCCAUCAUCCGUUGCAUGUAGCGGGUUACUACUUUAACCCGGAGUUCUAUUGCACAAACCCAGAUAUCGAGAAAGACAGUGCGGUUAUGAAAGGGUUAACUGCGUGCGUUCAAAAGCUUGUCCCUAGUAAUGCCGAACAAGAUCUGAUCAUGACGGAGUUGAUAAAGUGGGUGAACCAAGCGGGACAUUUCGGUAAUGAUCUUGCGAUUAGAGCGCGUGACAAAAUAGCUCCCGCUGACUGGUGGAAAUUAUAUGGGAAAGAAACUCCAAAUCUGCAAAAAUUUGCUGUCAAGGUGCUUAGUUUGGCGUGUAGUUCGUCGUGUUGUGAAAGAAACUGGGGCUCGUUUGAGCAUAUCAAUUCCAAGAAAAUGAACCAGUUGGAGCACAAGAAGCUGCAAAACCUUGUGUUUGUCAAAUAUAACCGAACAUUUAAGAAUCGUUAUGAUAAAGAUGUUUAUGAUUCUAUAUAUUUGAAGGGCGCUGAUUAUAGUAACGAGUGGUUGACUGGAAAAAUGGAAGAAAAUCGUGUUCUAGAAAAUGAGGACUUAACACGAGUCGAUGUAGCAAAUGCAAUCUUGGAAGAUGAACAAGUUUCUUAUGAAAGUGACAUUGAUGAUGAAACUUUGGUUGAUUGGUUUGGCGAUUUUGACGAUGACGUUGAGGACUACAUCGACGAAGUCGACUUUUGAACUUUUGGUAUUAACGUGAUGCUUUAGUUGCUAAUUUUGAUAGUUCCAUAAUUAUAUUUAGGGGUAACUUCGUAGAAAUGUAACCAACUUUGACAAGUGUUCCAAUUAAGUCAUUGAAACUUUUUUUGUCUCUAUAAAAUAACUCAAGUUUCAUUUGA